This is a messenger RNA of Cydia pomonella (codling moth), 1294 nucleotides long. RefSeq lists its product as uncharacterized. Gene Ontology annotation, molecular function: oxidoreductase activity; 2 iron, 2 sulfur cluster binding; iron ion binding. Lineage: Eukaryota; Metazoa; Arthropoda; Insecta; Lepidoptera; Tortricidae. The transcript has 4 exons. The record is from RefSeq and is a predicted model, not a curated record. The coding region runs from base 326 to 1294 and encodes 322 amino acids.
UUUGCUGAUGUUUGAUAAAAAUUGGUUUAAGUAGUUCCGCUCUUUUCUAUCUAGGAAACGUAACAACCUCCAUGAGUUUAAUCGAUUCAUAUCAAAAUUAUAAAAAAAUAAGUUAUUUUCAACCUUUUAACCCUUUUUGUUUUUGAUAUCUACAGCAGCGGUGGUAUUAAGACAGGUUAAGUGUUAACGUUUUCUCUUACCGCUCCUUUAUAAUCAUGAGAUUAUAAUAAUUUGUUUUGACCCGACAGCGGGCGCGGAGGUGUCAGUGGACACGACGCUGACCGAAUACAUCCGGCGCUGCGCGGACCUGCGCGGCACCAAGUACAUGUGCCUGGAAGGCGGUUGCGGCGCGUGCAUCGUAAACGUGCGUGCGCGUACCGCCAGCGGCGAACGACUCACCUUCUCUGUUAACACGUGUCUUGUUGCUGUGCUGUCCUGCGAAGGCUGGGAUAUUACUACCAUAGAGGGAAUCGGAAACAGACAGAAGGGCUACAACAUAAUACAAACUCGCCUGAACAACUACUUUGGCUCGCAAUGUGGAUACUGUAGCCCUGGAUUCGUGAUGAGCAUGUACAGCCUUAUUCAAGGCAGUGAACAUCAUUUAACUGAAGAACAGAUAGAGAAGUCGUUUGGCAGCAAUCUCUGCAGAUGCACCGGCUAUCGGCCCAUCCUGGAGGCUUUCAAAUCGUUCGCAGUGGACCCUGACCCGAAAAUCCUCAAAAAAAUUAAAGACAUUGAGGACAUUGACAACUUAGUGUGUCCAAAAUCGGGAGUUAAAUGUGGUGGCACUUGUGGCAAUAACGAUCAAGACUGGUGUCUUAUCCAUGCAGAUUCAGAAAAAGAGGAGCCAGUGACUAAGAAGAUAUCAUUGUCCGAUGGAAGGUUAUGGUUCAGAGUAAAUAACAUCAAAGCCAUAUUUGAAUCUCUUGACCAAGUGAACGGGUAUAGCAACUACAUGUUGGUUGCUGGAAAUACCUCUAAAGGUAGGUAUUUUUGUCAACUUGAACGAUUUAGCCAAGUAAAGCCAGUGAUACACUACUACUACACGAAUGAAGUGGCGCGACGUUGCCGGAUUUCACUCAACAUGCCUGGCGACAAGGGCCCUCCACACUCGUGCGCGAGUCGAGGCGCGAAGCCGCGAACGCGAGUGUGGAGGGCCCUCGCGUCGAUUUCGCAGAUUGUUCACGCCUUCGCGCCUUAUUCCCCGUGUUUUGUCGGUAUUUGGCCCGCGUCAAAGGAGACGCGAAGCGCGAACUUGCAAGACUCCACACUCGCAAUCGCUUGCAAGCUGUAG